This is a messenger RNA of Calliphora vicina (urban bluebottle blowfly), 1091 nucleotides long. Its product is annotated as mpv17-like protein 2. The coding region runs from base 255 to 842 and encodes 195 amino acids. Gene Ontology annotation, biological process: mitochondrial ribosome assembly; cellular response to reactive oxygen species. NCBI's taxonomy places the organism in Eukaryota, Metazoa, Arthropoda, Insecta, Diptera, Calliphoridae. The record is from RefSeq and is a predicted model, not a curated record. The transcript has a single exon. Gene Ontology annotation, cellular component: mitochondrion; membrane; cytoplasm.
AAUAUAUAUAUAUUCUCAUUUAUAGAAUAUUCUUCCAUCGACAAUUUUAAGUGUUAAAUUUAGCUAUAUUAUACAAAUUACAUUAACAAUAACAUAAGUUGCCUUAAGUACUUGGAGCUUGCGCACCGAGGGGUGUGGACAGAAGCAACCUAAGGCAAAGAAAGCAAAAGUUUCAGUGAAAAAAACUCAUUUAAUUAUACAAUCAGCCAUAUAAUAAUUUCGUAAAAACAGCUUGACGAAUUUCCUGUAGUAAAAUGUUAAUACUUAUACGAGCAGCAUUGAAAACUGUGGCAAAAACAAAUGCAGUGCGUGUUAUAAAGAAAUUCCAUCAUAAAGCGUUCAGUGAUAAAUAUUUGCUGGUAACAAAUGUAACCAUUUCAUUGGGUCUUAGUUCGGCCGGAGAUGUUUUGGAACAACAAUACGAGAAAUAUUGUGGAGAAUUAGAAAAAUGGGAUCGUACACGUACCUCACAUAUGGCGGUAUCCGGCAUGACAGUGGGUAUUAUCUGCCACUAUUGGUAUCAAUUCUUGGAUGCCCGCUUGCCAGGACGUUCAUUGCGUAUGGUGGCUAAGAAAAUUUUGCUAGAUCAAUUUAUUUGCUCACCCGUCUAUAUCUCGGCAUUUUUCAUAACUUUGGGCAUUUUGGAACGCAAGUCAUCACUUGAAGUGUGGGAGGAAAUGAAAGAGAAAGCCUGGAAACUGUAUGCCGCUGAAUGGAUGAUUUGGCCGGUGGCACAAUUUGUUAAUUUCUAUUGGUUACCUUUGAAAUAUCGUAUUUUUUAUGAUAAUAUUAUAAGUUUAGGUUACGAUGUCUAUACCUCUCAAGUUAAGCAUACAAAUUGAAAUCGAAUGUAUAGUUUAUAUAAAAUUAGGCAAUUUUCAUUGUUAAAUUUAAGUUAGUUUGUUCAAAUAUUUUUUUUCUUGAACUGAUGAGGCUUUAUAAGAGAUGGUUGUGUGAGUUUGAUUUUAAUUUAUUUUUAAUACAUAGCAACAAAAUACCUCAAAAAAUUACAAUAGAAUUAAUGAAACUAGCGUAUUUAUAAACAUGAGAAACAGUUAAACUGUUGUAAAAUUUUUGGUAAAUUUAUAAAA